CCCGCCUCGGGGAGGAGCCGGCGUCCGCACAGCCUGCGCUGCCCUGUCCUAUGCGAGGCGAGCUCGGGAGAAGCGCUGAGCAGAGUUGUCUUCUUCCUCAGGUGCCUCCAGGUUGAUAGUUGGAGCCCUCAGGCAACAUGCCGGAACAGAGCAACGAUUACCGGGUGGCCGUGUUCGGGGCCGGUGGUGUUGGCAAGAGCUCCCUGGUCCUGAGGUUUGUGAAGGGCACGUUCCGGGAGAGCUACAUCCCCACUGUGGAAGACACCUACCGGCAGGUCAUCAGCUGCGACAAGAGCAUCUGCACGCUGCAGAUCACCGACACCACAGGCAGCCACCAGUUCCCGGCCAUGCAGCGGCUCUCCAUCUCCAAAGGGCACGCUUUCGUCCUGGUCUACUCCAUCACCAGCCGGCAGUCCUUGGAGGAGCUCAAACCCAUCUAUGAACAAAUCUGCGAGAUCAAAGGGGACGUGGAGAGCAUCCCCAUCAUGCUGGUGGGGAACAAGUGUGACGAGAGCCCGAGCCGAGAGGUGGAGAGCAGCGAGGCCGAGGCCCUGGCCCGCAAGUGGAAGUGUGCCUUCAUGGAGACGUCGGCCAAGCUCAACCUUAACGUGAAGGAGCUCUUCCAGGAGCUGCUCAACCUGGAGAAGCGCAGGACCGUGAGCCUACAGAUCGACGGGAAGAAGAGCAAGCAGCAGAAGAGGAAAGAGAAGCUCAAGGGCAAAUGCGUGAUCAUGUGAACGCCCUUCCUGUGGGAGGAGCACUCGCGUGUCCCCGUCACCUCCCCUCCCCCUCCCGCGUGAAACCCACAGUCGUCAGGGUAGCAUGUAAGAUGCCCACGUGUUAAAUAUUGCAUUUUGACCGAGACGUGCCCUAUUGUCCUUAAGAGGGUAUUUCACACCACCACCAGUAAGCACCCCCUCUCCAGAAUCAGGGAAUCCGCCAGACGGUUAAAAUGAAAGCCAACAGGCUUGGCAUCACAGGGAACUGAGAGAGGUGCCAGCAACUUCUGAAGGCGUCGUUUGCCAUUAGAAGGCAGGAGGGCUCGUACCCCCUGGAAGCAGCGUGUGCUGAGCGGAGUGACUGUCACCUGCAUGCAUGUGAGAGCAUGUGCACCUGGAGUUGCAGGCCCUGCCCCCAGACCAGGUGUUUCCCUCGGCUCAGAGCCACUGACAUCCUUU
Messenger RNA from Diceros bicornis minor, 1178 nucleotides. RefSeq names its product DIRAS family GTPase 2 (gene DIRAS2). Gene Ontology annotation, molecular function: GTPase activity; GDP binding; GTP binding. The coding region runs from base 138 to 737 and encodes 199 amino acids. Gene Ontology annotation, cellular component: plasma membrane. Gene Ontology annotation, biological process: signal transduction. The record is from RefSeq and is a predicted model, not a curated record. The transcript is spliced from 2 exons. NCBI's taxonomy places the organism in Eukaryota, Metazoa, Chordata, Mammalia, Perissodactyla, Rhinocerotidae.